Molecule: messenger RNA, 1356 nt
Organism: Theileria annulata
Lineage: Eukaryota; Apicomplexa; Aconoidasida; Piroplasmida; Theileriidae
Product: DNA damage response protein (pescadillo homologue), putative
Exons: 5
Coding region: 1-1356 (451 amino acids)
Biological process (GO): maturation of LSU-rRNA from tricistronic rRNA transcript (SSU-rRNA, 5.8S rRNA, LSU-rRNA); ribosome biogenesis
Cellular component (GO): nucleolus; PeBoW complex
Molecular function (GO): RNA binding
Source: RefSeq, a predicted model, not a curated record
AUGACGUUGAAGAAGAAACCGGGUAAAGAAGGUUCCACAAAGAACUUUAUCACAAGAACUCAGGCAGUUAGAAGACUUCAAGUUUCUCUGCGUGAUUUUCAGCGUCUAUGUAUUCUCAAAGGGGUUUAUCCGAGGGACGUAGCAAGGGGAGGUACCCUGACUAGCAAGGGUAUUAAUAGGCGAAGACUUAAGAAGGAUAAAAUUUACUACCAUAUAAACGACAUUAGAAAUUUGGCAUCCGGGGAAUUACUGCCGAAGUUUAGAGAUAUAAGCUCGCACCUUAAGAAGUUCAAAAGGCUGGUUGAAAGAGGUGAAAAAUUCGACGCAAAAUUAAAGGCAAAAAACAGACCGAGAUACUCCCUGGCACCAAUAGUCAAGGAAAGAUGCCCCUCACUAGUCUCAGCCUUAGAGGACCUUGAUGAUGCAAUUUCUACUAUCGCAGCCGUCUCAGGUAUUCCACCCAACCUUUUCAUUCGUAAACGAAUUCUAAUUUUGUUUAUAGGAUUAUCAGGAGAUGAGUCCAGGGGUUUGAAUCCUACGCUAGUUUCCAAGUGUUCAACUCAGCUGAAUCACUUUUUGAAGUACGUAGCAGAUACAGGGUGCCUCAAAAAGACUUUCAUCUCAAUCAAAGGAUUCUACUUUCAGGCUGUUAUCCUAAACGUUACCGUUACAUGGAUACAACCACACUCCUUUUCACAGAAAUUGCCAUAUGAAGUUGAUUUCAAUGUGAUAAGUACCUUUGUGGAGUAUUAUUUAGAACUAGUAAAGCUGGUUAAUUACAAGCUUUAUUUGAUGGCGAACAUCGAGUAUCCGCCCAAAACAAGGCCCGGGCUUGAAGAUCUUGGGGACGAAUUCUACAACUUUGAACUCAAACGAGUAGCUUCAGAACCAGGUCUUUUUGCAAACCUGCGCUUCUUCAUUUCAAAGGAAGUUCCACUCACACCCACUUCACUUGUGAUCUUAAGUGCAGGCGGUGUAAUAGUUGAUUCUCCCAAAGAAGCUACCCAUGCGAUCGUCGACAAACCACUAACAGAGCUGGAAUUUACAUGCAAUUAUGUACAGCCUCAGUAUGUGUUUGACUGUUUGAACUGCAAUGUUGUCCUUCCAACUUCACAAUAUUCUCUUGGAGCUAAAUUACCGCACCAUUUAUCGCCUUUCGAGGAUGGAGUGUAUGUGCCUGACCGUAAAGUAGAGUUGGAGAAGAUAAUAAGAGAAGCAACUGGAAAGAAACCAGAAGAAAGAGGAGAUAAAGACCAGAGCAAUUAUAUUGAGGAUUUGACGGAGGAGCUGGUAAGUGUAGUUUUCGGUCAAAAUUUCUAUAGAAUCCUGAGCUCAGGAAGCUUAGAAGAUCUCUAA